AUGGCUCUCCAUCUCACCACAUCACUUGGCGGUGCGGUGUUCUAUCCCACCUGUUUGCGGCUCACGGUUGGCGCAUUGGGCACUGGGGUCCCUGACCCUUUGGGGUUGGUCAGUUUGCCAGGCACGUACAGCGACAACGACUCUGGUAUCUUUUAUUCCCAGAUGUUCGAUGCCAGUGCACCAUAGUACACCUUCCCCCAUCCUCCUGUCGCUGCAUUCGUGAACAGUGGCACUUUCACUCCUGGUAACGCAACCACAACCACAUCUUCAACGGCAACGGCAAGGUGGUGCUGCUGGGAUGUCGACAACCUCCAAGGGGAAGAUGUGCAUGCUCAAGAAGGGCAAGUGUGCCUCUUCGUUGGUUAUUCCAUCAGCCUCCGCAGUGGCAGCCAGCAGCACCACCACUGACAUGUACCACCAACACUUCAGCAGGGUCACGCGCAGACGGCUGCAGUAUCUAAAACACCUCUGAUUAUGACCACGACAUGCACACCCAUGAUAAUGACUGCUGUUUAGAUCCUGCCUUGUUGUAUACCUACCCAGUCAUUCAUAUUAUAGGUUGUAUAGUACAUUGCUAUCAUUGCGCAAUAAAAAUU
Laccaria bicolor S238N-H82 is the source of this 596-nucleotide messenger RNA. RefSeq lists its product as uncharacterized. The record is from RefSeq and is a predicted model, not a curated record. The transcript is spliced from 2 exons. NCBI's taxonomy places the organism in Eukaryota, Fungi, Basidiomycota, Agaricomycetes, Agaricales, Hydnangiaceae. The coding region runs from base 1 to 186 and encodes 61 amino acids.